Molecule: messenger RNA, 2360 nt
Organism: Aplosporella prunicola CBS 121167
Lineage: Eukaryota; Fungi; Ascomycota; Dothideomycetes; Botryosphaeriales; Aplosporellaceae
Exons: 7
Coding region: 176-2173 (665 amino acids)
Biological process (GO): transport
Molecular function (GO): transporter activity
Source: RefSeq, a predicted model, not a curated record
GGUGCAUGCGAUCAACACCAAGCUUGGGGCAUCUGCCUGCGCCAUUCCUCCCACUUUCUGCUGCCUAACUUUUUACUGCCUUUGGCCCGGGUGAUUCGCCCCUCAGCGAGUCAUCUUUGGGCGAAGCAGCCUUCUGCCCCGACACCCACACCACCCCGACUACGCAGCAACAAACAUGGGCGAGGAGUCGAGCAGCGGUGGCACGGGCGCCAGGUUCGGACACUGGGUGAUAGUACUCACUGGGGUCGCAGCUCUCAUCGCUACCCUCCUGACCGUUGUGUCCGUAUGGCUACAGGCGAAAAACUACCGGAAACCCCUCUUGCAGCGAUAUGUAGUGCGCAUACUGUUGAUGGUUCCCAUCUACUCGGGUGCAUCAUGGGCGAGUUUGGUGUCACUCAAGGCCGCUUUCUGGAUUGAUCCUUUCCGCGAUGUCUACGAGGCCUUCACCAUCUAUACCUUCUUUCAACUUCUCAUCAACUUCAUCGGGGGCGAACGCUCCCUGAUCAUCCUGAUGCACGGCCGUCCUCCUGUUUCGCAUCUGUGGCCCCUCAACUACUUCCUCCCCAAGGUGGAUAUAUCCGACCCUCAUACGUUCCUCGCCAUCAAGCGUGGUAUUUUGCAGUACACAUGGGUUAAGCCGCUCCUGGCCCUCGCUACCAUAGCGAUGAAGGCCACCGGUACAUACCAGGAGGGUUAUAUUGGUCUCACCUCCGGUUAUUUCUGGAGUGGCCUCAUCUACAACGUGAGUAUUACGGUAAGUCUGUAUGCUUUGGCUAUGUUCUGGGUAUGCAUGGCCCACGAUCUCAAGCCUUUCCGGCCAAUGCCCAAGUUCUUGUGUAUCAAGGGCAUUAUCUUUGCAUCGUAUUGGCAGGGUUUCUUCCUUUCUAUCUUGGUCUGGCUCGGUGCGCUACCCGACGAUGUUCCUGGGUAUACGCCGGAUAACCUGGCUGCAUCGAUUCAAGAUGCUCUCAUUUGUUUUGAGAUGCCCGCGUUUGCCAUUGCGCACUGGUACGCGUUCUCAUGGCACGACUAUGCCGAUAUCACCAUCUCGGCUGCGCGGAUGCCUGUUAAGUUUGCUCUCCGGGAUGCCUUCGGGCCGCGUGACCUUAUCGAAGACACCAAAGAGACCUUUAUUGGGUCGAAGUACGAAUACCGCUACUUUGAUGCGCAUGACAACGUUCUGGCCCAUGAGGAGUCGGCUUCGCGCGCUGCACGGAUGAUGGAAGGUAUGCGAUAUGAAAGAGGUGGCAAAGGCAAAUACUGGAUACCCAAGCCUGGCCAGCAUGAUGUGAGGACGCCUCUGCUCAACAAGUUUACGUCCAGCCGGGCAAGAGCUAUGAGUCCAGGCGCACAUAAGGCGAUUGAGUCUGCAACCAAGUAUGGCGCAUCUCGGGACAUUGAGCCCGCGGAACUAGACCCAGAAGAUGAAAGACUUUUCACCAAUGCUAGGGCUCUCGAAUUUGGUGAUUGGAAUUAUCCAGUCAUUACGGCGCACCAUGCGUCACGAGAAGACCGCCUCUACCGCAAUCCCACCAUGAUCACAGCUUCGACAAACCGGAACCUUAUACAGCCUACUAAAGACCAAAAGCGGAGACGUAAAAGCAGAAUACAUGAAAUCCAGCAGUCCGCCGACAAGGGCAAGCAUCGCAGCGGUUCCGGCAGCAGCAGCGGAGAGCCCUCAAAGUCUAAGUCUAAGUCUCGCACGUCAGUUGUCAAAAACCUGAUUCGACACGAGUCCUCGUCUUCGACUGGUUCGACGAAAUCGCACAGCAGCCAACUUGUCGAUUUGGUUGUGGAAGACCAUGAGGCCGAAGAUAUUGAACGUGUCCGUGCUCGGAAGGAGGGUGGGCCGGGCUGGAAUGAAGCUGAGCCGAAGCAUUAUGUGCGCACAUUCCCUGAGGGUGACGAGGAAGAAGUAGUCCGCGAAGGCUUCGACCCAGAUAAGCCUGCGUCGCAAAUGCCUGAGUCAGCGCACAACCUCGAUGCACCGCUCACGGUUGAUGAGAAUGAAGAGGAUGGAGGGGCUGUGGGGGAUGAAAGACCGAUUGAGUCAGAAGAGGCAAGCCAGUGGCAGACGCGCGAUUACGGUGCCAACAGCGGCAAGUGGGAUCGGCGCAUGCAGUACGGUAGCUUCCGGGAGGAGCGUGACAUUUGGGGACAGGAUGACGAAUGAUGAACAAAGACGAAGGAAAUUGAUAAAGGCUUAGACAGUGGGCGAAGGACAUGUUGUUUUCGUUUGGACUGGGUUGCACGGGAGUCUUUCGUGCAUAGCAUGGCGUUGGUGGUUAGUCGGCGAUAGCGCAAUACCCUUUAGACUCCAGCAAGCCAACAGGGCCGUGUUAGCAAUGUGACGACUAGCG